Messenger RNA from Neodiprion fabricii, 2731 nucleotides. Its product is annotated as band 7 protein AGAP004871. The transcript has 10 exons. The record is from RefSeq and is a predicted model, not a curated record. Gene Ontology annotation, cellular component: plasma membrane. Lineage: Eukaryota; Metazoa; Arthropoda; Insecta; Hymenoptera; Diprionidae. The coding region runs from base 227 to 1210 and encodes 327 amino acids.
UUCGGGAUCCUCACUUCGUAUCGAACACUGACAAUGAAAGUGAAACCGGGGAGCGACUGCGUCGAAUUUUACGAACGAAUACGGUUGUUCUUCCAAAACGAAGUUCUCUCCGGGGCUCGAUUCAACCUACAGUAGUUAAUAUCGCACGGCGAACGAAAUUCGAGAGUCAGUCAUUCGCGAGAAGCCUUUUAUCCGGCAAAGUUGUACGAGUGGAUAAAACUUGGUCAUGCAGAAAAAACAAUUACCUGCCUUUUCUGAGCCCUCCGGAAUAGGUGUGGCGGGUUUCGAAGCUCGUAUCAAUCCGGCUGAAAUUGCGCUUCCUAUGACAACCAUGAAUAAUACAAGCAACGCUGUAAUCAGCGUCAACGGACGUCCCGACGACAUUCGGAAGCACGUGAUCGGCGCGGAAGAGAGAAGGACCGACGACGCGACAACGUGCGGCAACAUCCUUGUCGCAUUGUCCUGGGUUGUCGUCGUCCUGACAAUGCCCUUCUCCCUCUUCGUCUGUUUCAAGGUCGUCCAGGAGUACGAGAGAGCGGUGAUAUUCCGGCUGGGUCGGCUUCUCUCUGGAGGUGCGAAGGGACCGGGAAUAUUUUUCAUUCUACCCUGCAUUGAUUGCUACGCACGCGUCGAUCUACGAACCCGGACCUACGAUGUUCCACCCCAGGAGGUCCUAACGAAGGACAGUGUUACGGUGUCCGUAGACGCCGUCGUUUACUACCGAGUGAACAACGCGACGAUAUCCAUAGCCAACGUUGAAAAUGCCCACCACAGCACCAGGCUCCUGGCUCAGACAACCCUCAGGAAUACCAUGGGCACAAGACCACUUCACGAGAUUCUCAGCGAGAGGGAGACUAUUUCGGGGAAUAUGCAGAUAUCAUUGGACGAGGCUACAGAUACCUGGGGGAUUAAAGUAGAACGGGUUGAAAUCAAGGACGUCCGUCUCCCAGUUCAACUUCAGAGAGCUAUGGCCGCCGAGGCCGAAGCUGCCCGUGAAGCACGAGCUAAGGUGAUCGCCGCCGAGGGAGAACAAAAGGCCAGCAGAGCGCUGCGCGAGGCUUCUGAAGUUAUCGGAGAUUCACCCGCAGCCCUGCAGCUUCGGUAUCUUCAGACUUUGAACACGAUUUCCGCGGAGAAGAAUUCAACUAUCGUAUUCCCAUUGCCCAUCGACAUGAUAACUUAUUUCAUGAAGGCAAAAGAAGCGCUAUAGUAAGUUUUCACAUAUUUUAAGUCCGGGUCGCCCUGACGAGCGUAACGAUGCUGACGAAUUUUCACGAUUCGAGUAAAAUUGUACUCCUCGAGCUAGACGGAUACGUUGAAGGAUUUAUUUGGCGACACUGUUGUACUUGACCUAUAACCUUUAAAAAGUGGAAAUCGCAAAGCAGGCGGACAUUAAAUAGCUUAAUAAUGAAUUAUUUCAUCCGAAACACCCCUGACGAAUUUGGUCAACUCUGCUAUCCACUCGUGAAACGGAUCGCCGAGCUUGGUGAUGGAAUUUUAAGGAAUUGUACGUUUCUCGACGAACCGCACAAAGAACGCUCGACUGAACUAUACACCUGAAGGAAACAGGAAAUAUUUAUUCGCAAUCAUGUACAGUACCUACAUAUAACCACAUACGAGGGAUAACGAGGUUCCUAUGUAUUUCGUAUGGGCAUCAUUUAUUCGAAAUCGUCAAGCGUUAUUUAUAAACGGAUAUCGCGUGUCUAAUGGUAUAAGGAUGUAAUGUGACAAAAAGGCAAAUUCGAUGGUAUUUCGCCGUAUUCGCUACAAAAGCUCUCUAAACGCAUCUCUACACUAAAAUUAACCGAAAAAUAAAUAAAGGUAAAAAGACUUACGUUUGAUGUACACGCCCUUUUAGCAAGAAAAAUAAUUUUUAUUCAUCACAUUUGUAAAUGGUAUAAAGUAGCAGAGGAGAAUUUAAAAAAUUUUAUAUUAUCGAAUAAUAAUAUCGGACGUAAUUUGAAGAAGUUGAUGUGAUUAUUUUUGAUUAAGCUUGUUACGAAAGGGCAUCACCGACAGCGCUUACCGUCUUUUUACUCUCAAUUGACCCAUUUUUCAAUUUCGACAUUUUUGAAUGUAUCCUCAUAUUUUGUCGCGUAAAUACAAAUAGGGCACGCCUUCUUACCUUUACGUGUGGAAAAAUUCGUAUUAUGGCGCAUACGUUAUCAUACCAUUAGACGUUGUGUGAAGUAUCGAUCGCAAAGAUGCGUCUUUCUAUCUCUCAGCGUUCGAAACACUUGUCAUUCGCAUCCUGGGUAGAGGAUGUUGAAAGUUAAAUAUAAUGAUAUAUUCACUCCAAUCUCUUCGAUUUUUAGUUAUUUCCAUAGCAUACGUUGCAGAUAAGAUUUGGUUAGAAUCUUUAUGACGAACAUACAAAAUUGAAAAAAAGAAUCACAUUACCCUGCAAUUAAAAUCUCAUUAUGUAAUAUUUCGCGAUUAUAUAACCGCCAGUCGUGAUAUAUAAUUUUGACGCAUCAUUUGCGUAGAAUAUACGGCGAAUAAAUUAUACAAGUUGAUGCAUAGCCAUCAUAUUUUCUUACCCUCAAUAACGCGACUCGAUAUUACUUUGCAGAGGGUGUUUUAUGGCCCAUCAAUCGAUUACUCAUUUUACUACGCUCGUUGUAUCUCUAUAAACGGAAUUUUUCGCACGCGAGAAUUUGACACUUGCACGAAAUUUAUUUUGUCGAUAACAAACAAAAAAAAAAAAAAAAAGAAAAGGCCGUAGCGUUAA